AUGCCGGCCCUGGAGCUCCUGACGAAGGGCAUCCGGUCGUAUCAACUGCAGCGCUUCACGUCGCCCCCAUCUCGCGACGUCACCCGCGCCACCGUCAAUGAAGCCGCCGCCGAGAUCUUGAAAGUCGCGAACGAUUUCAUGAAGAACCCGUGGACGCAUGGACUCUCGCCGCCUCCCGGAGGCGCUCCAGCGCCAGCCGACGACGAGACCAAGGACGACUAG
This is a messenger RNA of Aphanomyces invadans, 222 nucleotides long. RefSeq lists its product as hypothetical. The record is from RefSeq and is a predicted model, not a curated record. The transcript is spliced from 2 exons. Bases 1 to 222 code for a protein of 73 amino acids. NCBI's taxonomy places the organism in Eukaryota, Oomycota, Saprolegniomycetes, Saprolegniales, Verrucalvaceae.